AUGUCCCCAUUUCUGAAUACCGAUAAAGCCAACCCAGACGCAGACCUGGGCCUUGCUGAACGCCUUCAUCAGCAGGCCGAGGUCUGUGGCUCGACCGUGGCCGUUGAACAUGGCCGGUAUCAACUCACCUAUGCCGAACUCGAUCGAAAGGCACUUUUCCUGGGUGACCAGAUCAACAGCCUCAGCCAGGGAGAAUCGGCCCCGGUUGGGAUCAUCGCCCCUCGCAGCCUGGACCAUGUUGUGUCACAGGUCGCCGUGAUAUACUCCGGCCGGGCGUGUGUUCCGCUGGAUAACAGACUCCCCGACGAGAUGUUGACUCGGAUGCUGCAAAAGCUCGGAACCAGCCUCGUCGUCACGGAUGUCAGACAGCAGCACCGGCUGCCGUCACUCCGGCACCUCGUCGUCGACCACCGGAUGAUUCCAGAUCCAGAGUCGGUCCUCUCCCCUUCUCGGAACGGGCCACGCGCGCGUUCCUUUGUGUUCCACACCUCCGGGACGACCGGCGAGCCCAAAGCGGUGGAGGGCUUCGCAGAGGGGGUCAUCAGCCUCUGCCUCGACCCCAGGCAGGUGAUCCGGAAAGGGCAGCGGGUGGGCCAUGCAUGCAAUAUCAUCUUCGAUGUGUGCGUCCUCGAUAUCUGGGGAUCGUUGCUGAACGGAGCGACGAUGGUGGUCAUCCCGAUGGACGUCGUGCUCGACCCAACUGCCCUGGGUUCCUUCAUCACCGAGAAGGAGCUCAACCUCCUGCAGCUUCCAACCUCCAUCCUCGCCAUCAUGGCUCACGCCUGCCCGGGCGCGCUCUCCACUCUGGAUGUACUGGUCACGGGUGGCGAAGCGAUCAACUGCCGGUCGAUUCAGUCCAUCUUCGAUGCGGGGGCCCCGGGGCGUAUCAUCAAUGCGUACGGCCCGACGGAAGCCAGCGUCUAUAUGAUGUACCACGAGGUCUCGGAGGAGGACGCCCGGAAGGGCGAAAUCCCCGUCGGUCGGCCCUUUGACUACGUGGAUGUGUUCCUCGUCGAUGACAACCUGAGCCCUGUCCAGCCUGGCGAGGCUGGCGAGCUCCUGAUAUCCGGUGUCUGCGUGGCCGGAGGCUACAUCGGGGAGCCAGAGAAGACAGCCCAGAGCUUCGUCAAGGUGCCCCAGCUGGGUCGGAAGACGCCCAUGUAUCGCACGGGAGAUCUGAUGCGCGUGGACGAGGCGGGCCUUUACCACUUCCUCGGACGGAAGGACAACCAGAUCAAAGUCCGCGGGCAACGGGUCGAGCUCGAGGCCCUGGAGUCCACGCUGCUCAAGACCAGCCUCGUCAGUGCUGCCGUGGUCGUCAAGAUCAAACCGGAAGAAUUCGAUCGAGGCGAGUUCCUGCUGGCCUACUGCGUGCCGUCCUCUCCCGAUAUCUCCGCAGGGGUCAUCCUGAAGUCGUACAUGGAGCAGGCGCCUCACCUGAUGGUGCCUCGCCUGGAGCUGAUCGACGUGCUGCCCCUCCAGCCCACGGGCAAGGCCGAUCGAAAGACGCUGGAGCAACGGUAUCGCGAGCGACUCAAGCGGUCGCAGCCGAAGGGUGACCAGGCGGACGAGGCCCCCCCAUUCCAGGGCAACGGCGCGGACGAGCCAGGCGACGUCGCCUCCCGACUCGAGCGCAUCUGGAUCACGGCCUUCGGCCUCCCCGUCGACCAUCUGAAGGCGAAGGACGACUUCGUCGCCAUGGGGGGGACUUCCCUGAUGGCGGCCACGAUGAUCCCCCGCAUCCACGAGGCCUUCGGCGUCUCCCUGCGAUCGCAGCAGCUGUACGAGAACACCAGCUUCGACCAGCUCACGCAUCUGGUGACUGAUCUCCAGGCGAACGGCGACGACCGGGCCAUCCAGGAAGAGCAGCAGGCGUGGCUGCAAGACUCCACCCUGGGGCAGCAUCUGCGGCCGAUCGAGGGCACCGUCCCGAACUGGCCGGACGAGGGACGCAUCUUCCUGACCGGCGCGACCGGCUUCGUGGGGAUCUUCCUCCUGGCGGCCCUGGCUCGCCGCUCAGAUGUCGAGAAGGUGGCCUGUCUGGUGCGCGCGGAGGACGAGCCCUCGGCGCGACGUCGUCUGGAGGAAGCCCUGCACAAGUACAGCCUCUCUGCCGACAUGGCCAAGGUGAUCGCGCUGCCGGGCCACCUCGACCAGGCCCAGCUGGGCCUGUCCCCCGAGGAGUAUGACGCGUAUGCCGAGUGGUCCAGCGUGGUGUUCCAUCUGGGAGCCAAGGUCAGCUACGUCGCCCCGUAUGCCUCGCACCGACAGCCCAACGUGCUGGGCACCGUCCACAUCCUGGACUUCUGCACCCACCGGCGCCCCAAGGCCCUGCACUACUCGUCGACCAUCACCUCGUACGGGCCGACCGGGUACGUCACGGGCGCGAAGCUGCUGCCGGAGGACGAGCGUCCGGCGGCGCAUGUCGCGGCGUUGCCCUACGACAUGGGCUACUCGCAGAGCCAGUACGUGGCGGAGGGCCUCGUCUGGGCCGCCAUCGACCAGGGCCUCCCCAUCGCAAUCUACCGGCCGGGGUUCGUGCUGGGCGAGUCGGGCAUCUGCAACCCGGACGACUUCAUCUCGCGGCUGUUCAUGACCUGCAUGGACAUGGGCCUGUAUCCGAUUCUCCCCGGGCAGCGGAAGGAGUUCGUGCCGGUGGACUUCGUCGUGGACGCGAUGCUGCACAUCUCCACGAAGCUGAGCAGCCUGGGCCACGCCUACAACCUGGUCCACCCGCAUCUGGACGACGCCAUCAGCACGAACGGCAGCUUCGAGCUGCUGAACGAGCUGUCUCCCUACCAGAUGCGCGCCAUCCCGUACGACCAAUGGGUGGACGCGCUGUCGGGGCGCGUGGGCGACUCCAUGCAGCCGCUGACGCCGAUGUUGCGCGAACGGGUGUUUGACCAGAAGACACGCUGGGAGGUGUGGGAGCACAUGCCCGAGUAUGGCCGGGAUAACAUGCGACGGGCGCUGCAGGAUGCGCCGGAGGUGUUGAACUGUCGGGCCAUCGAGACGGUGUUUCAGCGGUCGUUGCAGAGUUGGAUGCCCUGCUGUGGGCGGAAGUCGGUUCCAAACUGA
Molecule: messenger RNA, 3078 nt
Organism: Aspergillus heteromorphus CBS 117.55
Lineage: Eukaryota; Fungi; Ascomycota; Eurotiomycetes; Eurotiales; Aspergillaceae
Product: non-ribosomal peptide synthetase
Exons: 1
Coding region: 1-3078 (1025 amino acids)
Source: RefSeq, a predicted model, not a curated record